This is a messenger RNA of Cyprinodon tularosa, 3783 nucleotides long. Its product is annotated as major intrinsically disordered Notch2-binding receptor 1-like. Gene Ontology annotation, biological process: negative regulation of cell population proliferation; negative regulation of TOR signaling. The record is from RefSeq and is a predicted model, not a curated record. Gene Ontology annotation, cellular component: plasma membrane. The transcript is spliced from 4 exons. NCBI's taxonomy places the organism in Eukaryota, Metazoa, Chordata, Actinopteri, Cyprinodontiformes, Cyprinodontidae. Bases 762 to 3173 code for a protein of 803 amino acids.
UGAGUGCAUUGAGAUGAUGGAUGCCCUGCACUCCUCCUCAGCAAGUUGUUAGAUCAAGAGAUGUCUUUCCCUAUUGUAGCAGAGUGCUGCUACUCAACAAUGAAAGCCUCGCCCUUUUUCUUGCUCUAAUGGGGUUUAAGUACAAGCCCUUAUAGACGAUAAUGCAGAGUAAUGGUGAAAAGUCUGGGAGUCUGGCAGUCAUCUCUGUGUGCAGCAAUCUAACAGGAAAUUUUAGCCCAGACCUUUGCUUUUCCUGUCAGCGCUGGGGUUUUAUGUGUGUCAAUUAACAAACAUAAAUUUUUAAUUUGAACCUUUAAUUGAAUUGCUAAGCUAGCACCCAUAACUAGCUUUUGUUAUGGCAACUGGAGAAAAUAUGAUUCAGAUCCACUCACACGUGUCGGGGGUCGACCUGCCAAGUUUGUCUGUGCGUCUCCUGUUAGAUGUGUGCUCGUGUUAUCGAGUUUGCAAGUAUUGUCACUGCUGAUAUGUGAUGAGGGGAAACCGCUUGGAUGUAUUUUGAGGUCCCUCAGGGGCCUGCAGGGACUUGUAGGAAGAUGACCUGAUUUCUAAUUUUCUCCUCCCCUGCCUGGGCUCUGGGCUCAUCGCUUUUACAAACGGAGAAAGCCUGAGAAAGGACCGUGAGGGGACGAUGAGCCGACCCAGCCACAGCUUCUUGGAAUAUUCAGACACGUUAAUGUGGAUUUUGUUGAUGGAUUCAAGAGCAGCUUUAAAUCUUUCCUAGUAGAUCCAGGUGAGCUGCAAUGGCGGACCUGCAGCAGGAUUAUCCCAGAGUCCUCCUGGGCAUCCUGGAGGAGCUGGCGAAUAUGCGCCAGUGGCUGACGUUCCAGGACCUUUGUCGCAUGGUCAGCACGCGCUUUGAUCUCGACCACCUAAUUGAGCUGAGGGCUUUGUUAUUUGCUGCUGCCAGCAGUGACCCCUGUUUCCCCGCCACUUUGUUCCGAGACCGGGUUUCCACCAGAGGCCAGGCACUCUCCCCAAUAGGUGUCGCUGCAGACAUCGUGACCAUCUUCAAUCUAAUUCAGAUGACUGGUGGGGUCUCUGAAACCAACCAUCCAAUGAGAGGCCAGAGAAUAAUCCCUGUCGACCAGUCCCCUGGCCCCAGCCUGCCUGGUUUACAUCCCCUGAACACUCCUGGUCGAGAAAGAGCACGUGUCCACUCUGACUCCAGUGGGAGGCCUAUCGACCAGCACUUGCUUUUUCCAAAAUCGAAUUACUCUGCUCGCAAGCGCGGAAGUCUUCCCCCGGAUCCCAUUUCAUUUGUGUCCUCCCCACCCGUCCGGACAAGGGCUGUUUCUUUUGACCUGCCUCACACUACAUACUCAUACUCCAGCAGUCCAAGUCUCAAUGAGGUAAUGAAGAAUAUUUACCUGCCUCUGGAAACAGACAGUGAGUCGAGUGGAGAAUCUGCUGCAAUGGAAGUUUUUGAAGCUGAACAGGAAUCAUUGGCUGACCAGAAGAGAAGCACUUUCAGGAAAGACUUUCACAACCAGCCUCCUCUAAUACCACAGGUGACUGUCAACAGUGAGUCUCCCAGUCCCAAAGCAGGGCGUGCAGGCUUUGACAAUCUCAACUUUGAAUCAAUCCCAAAUCCGUACCCGUCGCCUACAGCAUCUCAUGUGUCACCAGAAAAGCGGGCUAAAGCUAAACAUGAGAGCUUUGAUGAUCUGCAGGAUUCAACUUACUUUGGACCAGGCUCAAUGCCGGAUCCUUCUCCCCGGCACCUUCGACCACCUAGGACACAGCGGGCCAUCUGGAGUAAUAAAAGCCACAGUCUAGAGGAUCAGAUAGGUGCUGGCAGCAUUGACUUAGGGAUGGAACCCCAGGCGGCACACCUUCCAAGGCGAUCUACUCCUGUUAUAAGUGGAUCCUCAGGAUGUGAGAAUAUAGACAGUGGAGUGCAAAUUGGAGGCGAUAAACUGAAGGCUCAGGGAACACAGACUGACCCACCAGAUCCUCGGAGACUCCGGAGCCUGGUUCAUGCUGAUCGGCUCUCCUUCAUGACUUCGCUAGACGACCCUGAGUUUGGUGAGGAUGACAUCAGUGCGAUCUUUCGAUUCUUAGAUGACAUUAGCAUGUGUGGCUCCACGGGAGUACUGCACCCCAGUGAUGGCAGUGCUAACCAGGACACCCCUGAGGCUCGACGUGGUCGUCUUGGUCAACUCCAAAGACUUUUCCAUUCCCUGGAAAGCAGUGAUGAUGGGCUAAAAGCAAGUGUCUGCAAACUGUUGCUUCGUAUGAGUCAGAUAGAAAGACAGCUAGAGUCACUGAAUGACGUAAAGGCGGAGAUUUCCCAGGUUCUGUCUGCUUUGCAGCGAUUGGAUGAAAAGAUCCAGCAGCCUAUUGUUGGUGGUGGUCAAACCACUGGUGGUACAUGGCUUGAGCCUCUCAGUGGUGUCUCCUCUUUUAUGAGCCACCCUAUGACUCCCUCUGAGUCAUCAGAACCUCAGCCUCUUUCUGCAACUGGGCAACUAUUUCCAGGGACCAGUACGAGUAGCCCGGACUGGAGCCGACUGAUGACCACAGGGGAUCAAACGGAAAGCAGUAAAGGUCAAACAGAUUCCAAAGGUCAUAAAGAGGGGAAGAAGGAUGCAUCAUCUCGCCGCACCUCAAAAACCCAACUUGAAGAAAAAGGUCUUUCUGAUACCAAACAGCUGAACAUCCCUAACUCUGCAAGAGACUGGCCAGUGUCAUUUUCCAAAAGUAAAGAUGGCAAAGGUUCCCAGAGGAAAAUUGGACAGGGAGAUCAGUCAGACAGCACUACUAACCUCCUUUCCCAAAAGCCAACCAGCAUGGUGGAACAAGUGUUUAACUCUUCACUGUUCCGUCACAAAGAUAGCAGCCUAACAAGGGGGCUUGGCUCCGGGAAGGUCAUUGAUGCCAGACUGGCCGAAGGAAGAGGGAGACCCAUAUGGACCGUAGAUGACAGAGAAGCACGAAUCUCCCCUUUGGACUUACAGGGUCAGGAGUCUCUGAAUCCAAACAAUCUGGAGUUCUGGGUGGAUGACAUCUACACUCCAGGCUACGACGCCCUCCUGAGGCGCAAAGAGGCUAACCUCCGCCGCCUUAAGAUCUGCAAGCUGGUUGCCCUCAUCGCAACUGUUGUGACCAUCAUCCUCAUCAUUGUCAUUCCCAUUUGCACUAUGGGCACAUGAACACCUUCAAAGAAAAUCUAUGCUGCUGCCUAUUUUUCCCCCUCCUUUAAUCACUUUUAAUCUUUCAGCAGCCAUGUCAUGUACUUGGAAACUUGCACGGCAUCCUUAUGAAGAUUAUCAACUGAGAGACUCUUACAUUUGAACUUUAAAAAUCUAUACUUGUAUUUCUUUGCAUGAUGCACAAGGGUUUAUUAUGUCAGAAAAAAAAAUCUCUGAUAAUCCUUUAACAUCCCAUUUUUCAGCCAUUUUCUGGGAUUAAUUUGAUUAUGUAUGUUUUCAGAAAAUAUUAGGUAUCAGACUAGUUCUGGAUGAACAUAACAACAACACUGAGCCAACUGACAAGCAUCGGUUUCUACCUACUUUCUUCAGCACUGAGCACUGCCUGACUUGUACUUGCUGUUCCUUUGAGAACAACCCGGGACUUAUUUCACCUUUAUGUAAGAUAAGAGACAUAUAAGAGUUUUAUCAAUAGGUGAGAGAUUCUGUUAUUCCUAGUAUUGGAUGGUGUGAACAAGGGGUGUUUUCUUUUAGUCGGAAUGUACUUGAAGUUCCUUGAAUCUAUGUCACUGUUCGAACAAACAGGAAUCAAUAAAAUUAAUAUUUUUAUGGA